AUGGGAAGAUGUGUUCUGUGAGUAGGGCCAACAUGGCGGCACUGGUGGAAGGAACUCGGUAUGGUCUCUCUUCCCAAGGGACCUAUUCGAAAAACAAGACCUUAAUCUUCGUCAAACUCACGGAUUCGGCGCUGAGAUCUAUCGAGGAAUAUCUUAAGUACAAAGGAAGCUGCAGUCAUAAACCAUCGAUCCAGUUCGACGGAAAACAAGGGGUGAUAACGGUGCCGCGUGCAGGCAGUGGCCAGCAGACGAAUCAGCAGAGGUUCGGUUUUGGCGUUUCCACGCUUGAAAAAGAUGCUCCCCAGGGGAGCUUUGAAUGUGUUCGAGAGACUGGGGAAAGGGCCUUGGACUCCUUGGGAUGUCUGCUGCACAAAAUGCAAAUCCAUGCCAGUGACGACAUCUAUGAGAAGACGAGAGUUAAAAUGGCUGUUGUAGAAAAGGAGAGUAAAAAGAAUUGUACAAAGGUGAUCAAGGUGACCUCUCCGUACGUGGGGCGCAAGGUGAAGGUGAAAAGGCCCAUGGUACUACAGCAGACGUCAGCCCCCCUGGCCAGGCAAUCCCCGCCUGUUGUGGCCAAGUACCAUACUCAACAGCAGCCCCCUCCACAGCCCCAACAACGGAUACCCCAUGACACGGGACGUUCAUCCGUGGCACGUCGCUCCUACAGGGAACGCAUCGUGCAGCUGUUGGCUCUUCGACCCUACAAGAAGCCAGAGCUGCUGGCGAGGCUUAUAAAAGAUGGGGUUCGUGAGCAAGACCGCAAGGGCUUGAGCGCCAUCCUGAGCCAGGUGGCAGUGUUGAAAGACAACACGUACAGCCUGGCACGCCACAUCUGGAGUGAGGUGCGCGAUGACUGGCCCUACUACACCCCUGAAGAGGCAGAACUACUUCGCAACAAUAGGAUACGGGCUGAACUCCCCUCGCCAGUUGGGGGCAGCAAUUCGCCUCCCGAACCCAUGAAAAUUAAAAUUGACACUCCCGAGGUCCCCGUGAGCAAACGGCCUCGUGUUAGCCUCUAUCAACAACCUCCACAGCAGCCUCCACCUCAGCCUCUUCAGCAGCAUCCACCCCCUCAGCAACAGCAGCCCCCACCUCAGCAACAACAACAACCUCCACCACCUCAACAGCAUCGAAGUAAACCUCAGAUGUUUGUUGGAAGCAAUGGAGGGCUGACACGGGGUCUACCGGGAGGGAACAGCGUCCCCGCAGCGGGACCCAGUCCCGUUUCCUCUCCGGAUUCAGCCGAUUCCAUACCUGAUGGAACACAUGACUAUGACACGAAGUACGUAACGAUAACAAAUCCUGACCAGCGUGCCCGCUACAAGGCAGACUUCAAUGCGGAGUACCACGAAUACAAGACAUUACACUCUACUGUGGAACAGGUGUCUCGGCGCUUUUCGGAUCUCGAGGAUAAUCUGCGUCAAGCACAAGAGGGAUCUGACCAGUGGCAUCGUGUGCGGGAGCAAAUCAUGCAGGAAUACCAGCAAAAUCUCAAGGACAAACGGUACCAAGAAGCUCGGCGCAAGCUUCAAUACCUGCACGAUAAACUGGCCCACAUCAAGCGCUUGGUAUUGGACUAUGAUGCCAGGGUACGGGCAGCCUCUUAGCCCCGUAGCCCCCGUGUACAUUCCUGUUGCAGUUGUGUUUAUGGUUGGGCUUCUGGGUCGCAAGAUGUGUGGUGUAACCCGUCGGGCAGUCCCAUUAAACCCCCAUUAACCUUGGACUAUCCUAGGGAGGAAUUCCACAUAUCAUACAGCGCAAGGUUUCUCGGCUCUGUCAAAUAAAGCACAAAAAGCUCGGACAACAAGUAUGUAACAAUCAAAGCUUUUUCUUUCCUGCCGCCCAGCUUCCGGUGGGUCAGUGUUGCCAUUGGGCGAGUUAUAUGUUUGAACUGCCCAGGUGGUGACGAACGGGAAUUCUAUUUUAUCGCCAUGCAACUGUGUGUAUGUCUGUGCAUGUGGCACAAAGAAAAGAAGAAAAACAGUUCAAAAGUUA
Messenger RNA from Ornithodoros turicata, 1995 nucleotides. It is a transcript of the gene Su(Tpl), whose product is annotated as RNA polymerase II elongation factor ELL-like. NCBI's taxonomy places the organism in Eukaryota, Metazoa, Arthropoda, Arachnida, Ixodida, Argasidae. Gene Ontology annotation, biological process: snRNA transcription by RNA polymerase II; transcription elongation by RNA polymerase II; positive regulation of transcription elongation by RNA polymerase II. Gene Ontology annotation, cellular component: transcription elongation factor complex. The coding region runs from base 9 to 1607 and encodes 532 amino acids. Gene Ontology annotation, molecular function: cis-regulatory region sequence-specific DNA binding. The transcript has 10 exons. The record is from RefSeq and is a predicted model, not a curated record.